Molecule: messenger RNA, 1347 nt
Organism: Ilyonectria robusta
Lineage: Eukaryota; Fungi; Ascomycota; Sordariomycetes; Hypocreales; Nectriaceae
Product: pyridoxal-dependent decarboxylase
Exons: 2
Coding region: 1-1347 (448 amino acids)
Cellular component (GO): cytoplasm
Molecular function (GO): ornithine decarboxylase activity
Source: RefSeq, a predicted model, not a curated record
AUGGUUAUGGCAACGGCUGUCCUCGACAAUUACACCAACAAUGAACAUCAUACACAUGUCGCAUUGAAGAAACCCAUCUUUUUGGACUCUCUUCAGCAACAUGGCGUGAUUAAUCCCAAGCAGCUUAUUGGCGAUGCCCUGCACCAGCGUGUUCAGGCUAUCGACCAUGAGUUGUGCGACCCUGGCGAAGAAGACACCUUCUUCGUUGCUGACCUAGGCGAGGUCUACCGCCAGCACAUUCGCUGGAAGAAGAACCUCCCCCGUGUUCGCCCCUUCUAUGCCGUCAAAUGCAACCCUGACCCCCAAGUCAUCAAGCUCCUCGCCGAGCUUGGUACCGGCUUCGACUGUGCCUCCAAGACAGAGAUCGAACAGGUCCUCGGCAUGGGCCUCAGCCCCGACCGCAUCAUCUACGCCCAGCCCUGCAAGACCAACUCCUACGUCCGAUUCGUCAAGUCCGCGGGCGUCAAGCAGAUGACCUUUGAUAACGCCGAUGAGCUGUACAAGAUCGCCAAGCUCUUCCCCGGCGCCGAACUUUUCCUCCGCAUCAUGACCGACGAUAGCGAAAGCCUGUGCCGUUUUAGCAUGAAGUUUGGCGCUGCCAUGGACACCACCGAGAGCCUCCUCGCUCUCGCCAAGCAACUCGGUCUCAACGUCGUAGGUGUCAGCUUCCACGUCGGCUCCGGCGCCUCGGACCCCCUGGCCUACUACAAGGCUGUCCGCGAUGCUCACUUGGUCUUCCAGCGGGCCCAUGAAUUCGGGUUCAACUUGCGCACCCUCGACGUCGGUGGCGGCUUCAGCGGCGACUGCUUCGAGGCUAUGGCUGGCGUCCUCAGCGGCGCCCUGGACGAGUUUUUCCCUCCCCACAGCAACAUUGAGAUCAUUGCUGAGCCCGGCCGCUACUAUGUCGCCACGGCAUUCACCAUUGCCUGCAACAUCAUCGCUCGACGCACCGUCGAGGACCCCACUCUGGACGGCAAGGGCUACAUGGUCUACGUCAACGACGGCGUCUACGGCAACUUUUCCAACAUCAUGUUCGACCACCAGAACCCCAUCGCCAAGAUCCUCCGCGCCGGUGGGAAGACUCUCUACGAUACUUCGGCUGCCAACCCCACCCCCGUGGGCGAGGGCUUCGAGUACUCCGUUUGGGGCCCCACCUGCGAUGGUAUUGACCGCAUCACCGAGAGCACCCGUUUCGACCCCAUCCUAGAUGUUGGUGACUGGCUCUAUUUUGAGGAGAUGGGUGCCUACACCAAGUGCUCUGCCACUCAGUUCAAUGGCUUUUCUAACGCCCACGACGUCAUCUACGUCUGCAGCGAGCCCGGUGCCAUGGCCCUCCUUGGCCUCUGA